This is a messenger RNA of Macrobrachium nipponense, 426 nucleotides long. RefSeq names its product homeobox protein Hox-B3-like. Lineage: Eukaryota; Metazoa; Arthropoda; Malacostraca; Decapoda; Palaemonidae. The record is from RefSeq and is a predicted model, not a curated record. The coding region runs from base 1 to 426 and encodes 141 amino acids. The transcript is spliced from 3 exons.
AUGGGUGAUGGCAGAAACACCAACACGAUCCAAAGGCUAGCCCUGCGACUUGUUUGCAGUGAACGAGAAGGCCAGGUGGAUGGGAAGCUGCCUGCGCCGUUAGGAGGAGGAGGAGGAGGAGGAGGAGGAGGAGGAGGAGGAGGAGGAGGAGGAGGAGGAGGAGGAGGAGGAGGAGGGAAGACAAAGUCCAGAAAGUCCAACAGUCCAAAAAGUCCAACAGUCCAAAAUGUCCAACAGCCCAAAAAUUCCAAAAAGUCCAAUAGUCCAAGAAGUCCAAAGAAUGCAAAAGUUUCACUGGUCCAAAAGUCUAAAAGGGCACAAGGCCAUAAGAACACAAAGUACAAACGUCGAAAAGUCCAACAGUGCAAAAAGUCCAACAGUGCAAAAGUCCAAAAGUCCAACAGUGCAAAAAGUCCAAAAGUCUAG